Messenger RNA from Morchella importuna, 465 nucleotides. RefSeq lists its product as uncharacterized. The record is from RefSeq and is a predicted model, not a curated record. Lineage: Eukaryota; Fungi; Ascomycota; Pezizomycetes; Pezizales; Morchellaceae. Bases 1 to 465 code for a protein of 154 amino acids. The transcript is spliced from 2 exons.
AUGCCGCCGCCACCGCCGCCUCCCCCAGAACUCGCCUCCCAAACCUGUGUCUGGCGCCUUAAAGAGCCCCUCACAAUCAUAUCCUGCGACAACCUCACCGACACCGCCCAACCGCUCCGCAUCGCCCCAUUACAGAUCUUCAUCCUCCUACACCCCGAGUCCUCUUCCACGCCCGUCUGGUUCGGCUAUGCCGAAACACACACAUUCACCACGUCGCUCUUUCCCGCCGUCGAAGGCGUUUCUCGAGAUGCCACGAGCGUCGUCGGCAAGGCGGCGUAUCUGGGUGAGUGGACCGGGGAAAGGAGGUGCGAGGUUACGUUUUCGAGGGAGGUGGUGAGGGUGGGGGAGGAGGUGGGGGCGGUGGGGAGCGUGGGUGGGAGCGGGAGGACGGCGUAUGUGGAGAUGAGGGACGAGUGGGUUGAGGGUGGGGGAUUGGAGGGGGGGGAGUGGGUUGUGGAUUGGUAG